Messenger RNA from Pseudophryne corroboree (corroboree frog), 2487 nucleotides. RefSeq names its product LON peptidase N-terminal domain and ring finger 3 (gene LONRF3). Gene Ontology annotation, molecular function: protein binding; ubiquitin protein ligase activity. The record is from RefSeq and is a predicted model, not a curated record. Bases 185 to 2383 code for a protein of 732 amino acids. The transcript is spliced from 12 exons. Lineage: Eukaryota; Metazoa; Chordata; Amphibia; Anura; Myobatrachidae.
AGUGACAAAGCGUUCAACCAAUGAGAGGCGGCGGGUGCGGUCAGGUGACGCCGCUUUAUAUAACUUAGGGCUGGCACGGGUUCUGUUAUUAGCCUCGUACUGCAGGAAUGAUGGAGCGUUGCAGUCAGCUGGAUGUGAAGUGAGCCGCGGUCACCCCGUUUAUUCCAGCUCACACGGAGGCAGCAUGGCCGUGGACCCCAAGGGGGCGGACAGCAGCCUGAUGCUGGAGUUUGCUGCAGAAGCCUUCCAAGCCAGAAACUUCCAGCUGGCGUGUGAGAUCUAUGAGCUGCAGGCGCAUCAGGCGGGGGUGGUGGACUGGGCGCUGCUGCUCCGGAGGGCAGACUGCCUGGCAUGCUCUGGCCGGCUGCAGGACGCCUUAGAUGUGUACCGGAAAGCCGCUGCCCAGGAGAAGCUGUGUGCUCCGCAGCUGGGCACUGUGCUCUCCUGCCUUGCAGAACAGCUGCGGAGCAGAGAGGCGCUGCCCCUGACCCCGGCACAGGAUGCCACGCCGGGGAUCCUGAGCUGCAAGGAGUGCCAGGGCUUGCUGUGCGAGCCUGUCACCCUGCUGUGCGGGCACACGUUCUGCAAGAGGUGCCUGGAGAGAAGCAGCAGCCGCUGCAAGGUCUGUAGUCUGCCCCAGAACAAGGGGGUCGCAGGGCAACCCUACAGGGUCAACGUGGUCCUGAGCAACAUCACCAGCAAGUGGUUCCCAUGUGAGGUGCAAGCUCUGCGGCUGAGGCACGAAGGCAAUGCCCUGUUCAAGGACAACAAGUGGGCAGAAGCGCUGGAAAAAUACAAUGAAGCGAUCACAUUAGUAUCACACGACCAUUUACUGUACAGCAACCGAUCUAUGAUUCACCUCAGUCUGAAGUCUUAUGAAUUGGCACUAGAGGAUGCAGAUGCUGCUUGCAAGCUACAGCCAUAUUGGUUAAAAGGACAUCUGAGGAAGGCGCAUGCAUUGGCAAACCUGGGAAGAACUGAAGAAGCUUUAAAAGAGUUUAUUUUCUGUCUUGUACUUGACUCAGACAAUAAGACGGCAAAAUCAGAAGCUCAGAAGUUGUUGCUUGACCUGCUACGCCCUGGACACAGUCAGGGUGACUUCCCAGAUAUUCUGCAAAUGAUGCCACAUCCCUCCAGGGUAAAGGGAUGUCUGGUCAAUUCAGUCAACAACUCCAACCCCAGCAGUCACAUACAGCGGUUGUGCAGGGUUAACGUGGAAUAUAAAAAAAGCCUAAAGUUUCCUGAGCAGAAUGAACUCACACGAUGCAGCACUUUAUGGAAAUUAUCACAGACUCCAGAUAUUAAAGAUGAAGUGGAAAAUAAAGAGGCCCUGGAAGCAGAGGUGUCACUGAAAAUCCCCCUGAAGAGUAACUUACUGAAGAGGAAGUUGUGCUCAGAUGACACAAGCGAGUUAAGAAGCAAACAUCGGAAAAGAGAUACAUCAGCAGUGGAGGAUACAGACAAAGUCUCCUCAUUUGUGGACCCAUCUGAUCUGGACUGUUCUCUGUGUAUGAGGUUACUGUAUGAACCAGUCACCACUCCCUGUGGACACACGUAUUGCCUCAAGUGUCUUGAACGAUGUCUGGACCACAACCCCAAGUGUCCAUUAUGCAAAGAAGACCUGUGUGAGUAUCUGGCCCUGAGGAACUUUUGUAAAACAGAGCUGAUGGAGGAGCUAACAUCCAUCUUCUUCCCCGAGGAACUUAAAGAAAGGAGAACAAUCUAUGAAGAGGAGAUAGCAGAACUCUCUAACUUGAACAAAAAUGUGCCCAUAUUUGUGUGUACGAUGGCUUACCCUACUGUUCCAUGCCCACUGCACAUAUUUGAGCCUUGUUAUCGCUUGAUGAUUCGGAGAUGCAUGGAAACGGGCACAAAGCAGUUUGGCAUGUGUAUCGGAGACUCUUUGAAAGGAUUUGCAGAUUAUGGCUGCAUCUUGGAGAUCCGAAAUGUCGAGUUUUUUGCAGACGGUCGUUCAGUUGUAGACAGUAUUGGAAAGAGGAGAUUUAAAGUUAUUCAGCACAGCCAGCGAGAUGGCUAUAACACAGCAGAUAUUGAGUACAUUGAGGAUGAAAAGGUACAAGGAGACAGUUAUGCAGAUCUGCUCACGUUACAUGAUUCUGUGUACGAUCAGGCAUACACCUGGUUUAGCGCUCUGAAACCAGCACUUAAAAGUCGCAUUCUGGGUCACUUUGGACCUAUGCCUGCUAAGGAGUCUGAUUUACAGGUAAACCCCAAUGGUCCCGCCUGGUGCUGGUGGAUUCUAGCUGUUCUUCCUCUUGAGAGCAGGGCACAGUUACCGUUUCUCGCCAUGACAUCGCUGAAAGAUCGCUUGACUAGCAUACGUCGCGUCCUGCUCUUUAUGUGUCAUGCACGUAGACGAUAAUGCCAUCGUGGUCAUUCCAUUCCAUCAUGUGCAUACAUAUUGUGCGUGCCAGAAAUGUAUGUUACAUUACAUAAUACAAGGCCACAGUCCUACCAAUUAACUUA